Molecule: messenger RNA, 1671 nt
Organism: Kluyveromyces lactis
Lineage: Eukaryota; Fungi; Ascomycota; Saccharomycetes; Saccharomycetales; Saccharomycetaceae
Exons: 1
Coding region: 1-1671 (556 amino acids)
Biological process (GO): amino acid transmembrane transport
Cellular component (GO): membrane
Molecular function (GO): amino acid transmembrane transporter activity
Source: RefSeq, a predicted model, not a curated record
AUGACUGAAGAAUGUUUAAAAGAAGUUGCAACUUUUUCCAACCUCUCAGAUCCCACAAGAACGAACAGUAUCGAUACUACAGCUGAUGUUACUCUUCCCAAAAAUGAGUUAAAACAGUCAAUUAAACCGUUUCAUGUUUUCAUGAUGUCUACUGCAACAGGUAUUGGGACCGGUUUAUUAGUGGGGAACGGUAGAUCAAUUGCUAUUGCGGGGGUUGGUGGUACUUUAGUUGGUUACUUAAUUAUUGGUAUUAUGUUGACAUGUUGCAUGCAAACUGUUGGUGAGCUUGUUGUUGCUUUUCCAAGUAUGCCUGGUGGGUUUACAUCUUAUGGAAAGCGUUUCAUAGACCCGUCUGUGGGCUUUACCAUUUCUUGGUUAUUUUUUCUAAAUUGGACUGUCGUUUUGCCAUUAGAAAUAUGUGUCGCUUCUAUGACUAUCAACUUUUGGAACGAAAAUAUCAAUCCUUCUAUCGUUGUUGCAUUAUGUUAUUCCUUGGUAUGCGGGGUGAAUUUCUUUGGUGCAAGGUGUUAUGCGGACGCUGAUUGCAUUUUCAACUGUUUGAAAGUGCUUAUGAUCCUUGGGUUCAUAAUUUUAGGUAUUUUCGUUAACACUGGUGUUGUCGGCACUAGCGGAUAUUUGGGUUUCAAAUAUUUCCAUAGUCCAGGGUUCUUUAGAAACGAUGAGGGGCUUUUCAAGUCAAUUGCUGCAACGUUGAUAACUGCCUGCUUUAGUACCGGUGGUACCGAGUUUGUCGCCUUGAGUUGUGCUGAACAGAAUACAGAAGACAUGCCAAGAAGUAUUAAAAGGGCGUCAAUACAAGUUGUUGUACGAAUUGCCAUCAUUUUUUGCGUUUCUUUGAUGAUUAUUGGAUUAUUAGUGCCCUUUAAUUCCCCAUAUUUGAUGGGGUCUGGAUCAGAACUGACCCAUGCAUCUCCAUAUGUGGUCGCAUUAACAACCAAUGGUGUUAGGAUAAUACCUCAUAUUGUUAAUGCAAUUAUUCUAUUGUCUAUUAUUUCUGUCGCAAACAAUGCGAUGUAUAGUAGCUCAAGAACAUUACAUUCCUUAGCUGAACAAGGAUUUGCGAUGAAAUAUUUUUGUAAAUUGGAUGAAAGUGGUAAGCCGUUUAGAUGUCUUUGCGUUUCAGCAUUUACUGGUUUAUUUUCAUUCAUAGCCGAAUAUAAGGACCAGGAAACAGUCUUCGUUUGGUUAUUGUCAAUCAGCGGUCUUUCCACUAUCUUUACUUGGAGUAUGACCUGUGUGUCUCAUUUGAGAUUCAGAAAGGCAAUGAAAGAUCAAGAUCAAGCUUUAGACCAAUUAGGAUAUCAAUCACCAUGUGGUGUAUAUGGCAGUUACAUCUCGUUGUUUAUUUGUGCCAUUAUUUUGAUAGUACAAUUUUGGGUAUCAUUGUUUCCUUUAGAAUCCAACGGUAGGCUGAAUGUCGUCUCAUUCCUUCAAAAUUAUAUGGCUGUUCCAAUUACCAUCGUACUUUACCUUGGUCAUAAAGCUUACACAGGGAACUGGAAACCUUUUAUUAGAGCACCUGAGAUUGACAUUCAGACCGAUCGUGACAUCUACUGUGUUGAUGAGGUUACUGGAAAAAAAUCAGUUUUUGUUGAGCUUCUGGAUAGCGGAGACAUGUGCUCGAAACUAUCUGAUAACCUUGUCAAGUAG